UCAGCGACAAAUAAAGAGAGCGCGUGGAACGAAACCCCGAUGUCUUUUUAUACCUUCUCUGUCGGUUUGAUUUAAUGAAUGCAAAUAAAGGAGUUAACGGGUCGGUUGCUCGCACGGAAUGAUCGAUGGCUUCUCGCUUCCAGCUUCUUCUUCUUCUUCUUCUUCUUCGUCUUCUUCAUUUACGGGGAAAAAAAAGAAUUUACACUUUCGACCUUCUGGAACACCAGAUAUGACAUUCUUGGGGAGGGGGUAUAUCAGCCGAAGAAAAAACGAUCCUUGGCGAACCAAAGCCCAAAUCCCACCUGCAAUUCGCAUGGGCCACUGAACCAGAUACCCUGUGGAGAUAACCCAAGCCCAGAAUAGAAGAAUAAAAAUCGUCUGAGAGACAUUAAAAAAACAAACCCCCAAGAUAAUGAGGUGCAUACACAAAGUAAUGGUAUCUAGAAUUUCGCGCAAAGACGAUCAUUUCGGUCCGAAUUUCAAUUUCAGCUUUAACGGGCCAGAGGGGGUGGAUGGCGUAGGGGGAUCGGCGGCAACCUUCGGCU
Messenger RNA from Aspergillus heteromorphus CBS 117.55, 545 nucleotides. RefSeq lists its product as uncharacterized. Bases 79 to 363 code for a protein of 94 amino acids. The record is from RefSeq and is a predicted model, not a curated record. Lineage: Eukaryota; Fungi; Ascomycota; Eurotiomycetes; Eurotiales; Aspergillaceae. The transcript is spliced from 2 exons.